CGCGGGCUGCGGCCCCGGCAGAAACAGCUCCUGCGCGGUUCCCCGGCGCCUUCGCAGGCCCCGGUCGGGCUCCCGGACCUCGCGCGCCCUGAUCCCGACAACUGUGGACCCGCGGCGGCACGGGCAGCAGCUCCGCAGAGGCCACGCUCCCGCACAGGGCCGGCCGCUCGCCGCUCCCUCGGGCUCGGGCGGGGCUCUGGGGGCCACCGACCGCGAUGGCAGCGCGCGCGCCCCUCCGCGGGGCCCUGGGCGCCUGUCUGCUGGGCGGCCUCUGGGUCUGGGCGCUGGGCGGCCUGGGGGCGGCGGCGGCCGGGGGCUCCCCGGGGGCUCUGCGCCCGUGCCAGGCGCCGCAGCAGUGGGAGGGGCGCCAGGUUCUCUACCGGCAGAGCAGCCGGCGCUACAGCCGCGCCCUGCUCUCCUACGACGGGCUCAACCAGCGCGUGCGGCUGCUGGACGAGAGGAAGGCGCUGAUCCCCUGCAAGAGACUAUUUGAAUAUAUCUUGCUCUAUAAGGAGGGAGUGAUGUUUCAGAUUGAACAAGUCACCAAGCAGUGCUCCAAGAUCACCCUGACGGACCCCUGGGACCCUCUCGACAUUCCUCAGAACUCCACCUUUGAGGACCAGUACUCCAUCGGGGGGCCACAGGAGCAGAUCACCGUCCAGGAGUGGUCCGACAGAAAGUCAGCUAGAUCAUAUGAAACCUGGAUUGGCAUUUACACAGUCAAGGAUUGUUAUCCCGUCCAGGAAACCUUCACCCAGAAUUACAGUGUGAUACUGUCCACGCGGUUUUUCGACAUACAGCUGGGCAUUAAAGACCCCUCGGUGUUCACCCCGCCGAGCACCUGCCAGACGGCGCGGCUGGCCAGGAUGAGUGAGGGCUGCCCCUGGUAAGCCUGCGAGUGCCCAAGGGAUGGCAGCGGACACUGGAUGCCCACGGCCCCAGCUCGAAGCGGACCUGAGACUUGAGAGAUGAGAAUCUUCAGGGGAGAUAAAUAUAAUUUUAGGAAAGCAAACAUUGCUGUGGGUUAUUUUUGUAUAUACGAUGUUGACAACUCAAGCUGUGUUUACAACCUGAAGAGAGUGGAGAACAGGUGGUGAUAACGAACCGCGGAGGUGGUGGACUGGCAGGCUUCAGGCGUCUGGGCUCCCUGCAUUCUGCGCAGGCAGGUGUGUGCUAGGGCUGCGGCUUUUCUGGGCGAGGAUGGGGACGGGAACGAUGCUUGAGCGCUGGCACUACUGAGAGGCGCUGCAGUACCGGCACAGGGAUAAUACAGAGCAGGACCAUAGUGGCCAGUUUCAU
This is a messenger RNA of Manis pentadactyla (Chinese pangolin), 1299 nucleotides long. It is a transcript of the gene EPDR1, whose product is annotated as ependymin related 1. Lineage: Eukaryota; Metazoa; Chordata; Mammalia; Pholidota; Manidae. Bases 216 to 890 code for a protein of 224 amino acids. Gene Ontology annotation, molecular function: calcium ion binding. The transcript has 3 exons. The record is from RefSeq and is a predicted model, not a curated record. Gene Ontology annotation, cellular component: extracellular region; lysosome. Gene Ontology annotation, biological process: cell-matrix adhesion.